CUCUGUUCCCACAGGAGCAGAUGGCGUAGGACAGGAUGCGUGGUGGCUAAUUUUUGCUACAGACCUCAGCUUUAGAGUGGGCAGGCACUGAAUGAGACUCAGAGUGACAGCUCAGACAGGACACGGUGCCACUGUACCCUGAGCAGAGAGAGCAUCUGGGCCCGGGAGGAGCGGCGCCAGCCAGGAGCGUAGAAGACAUUCUGACCAUGGCCUCCCCAUCAUGCUUCCACUCGGAGGACGAGGACUCUCUGAAAGGAUGCGAGAUGUACGUGCAGAAACAUGGCAUCCAGCAGGUGCUCAAAGAAUGCAUUGUGCACCUCUGUGUUGCCAAGCCGGAUCGGCCACUGCGAUUCCUCCGGGAGCACUUUGAGAAGUUGGAGAAGGAGGAAAACAGGCAGAUCCUGGCUCGGCAGAAGUCAAACUCCCAGUGUGAUUCCCAUGAUGAGGAGAUCUCCCCAACACCUCCAAAUCCUGUGGUCAAGGCACGUCGCCGGCGGGGUGGUGUGAGCGCUGAAGUCUACACUGAAGAAGAUGCUGUCUCCUACGUGAGGAAGGUCAUCCCCAAGGACUAUAAGACCAUGACUGCGCUGGCCAAGGCCAUUUCCAAGAACGUGCUCUUUUCUCACCUGGAUGACAACGAGAGAAGUGACAUAUUUGAUGCCAUGUUUCCUGUCACUCACAUCGGUGGGGAAACAGUCAUACAGCAAGGGAACGAAGGAGAUAAUUUCUAUGUGAUUGACCAAGGAGAAGUAGAUGUAUAUGUGAACGGAGAAUGGGUCACCAACAUCAGUGAGGGGGGAAGCUUCGGGGAGCUGGCUCUCAUCUACGGCACCCCCAGAGCGGCUACUGUGAAAGCCAAAACGGACCUCAAGCUCUGGGGCAUCGACCGUGACAGCUACAGGCGCAUCCUCAUGGGAAGCACGCUGAGGAAACGCAAGAUGUAUGAGGAGUUCCUCAGCAAAGUCUCCAUCCUGGAAUCCCUGGAGAAGUGGGAACGCCUGACUGUAGCUGAUGCCCUGGAGCCUGUGCAGUUUGAAGAUGGAGAGAAAAUCGUCGUGCAGGGGGAGCCUGGGGAUGACUUCUACAUCAUCACAGAGGGCACUGCUUCAGUCCUCCAGCGACGAUCCCCCAAUGAGGAGUAUGUGGAAGUGGGGCGCCUUGGACCCUCUGACUACUUUGGGGAGAUUGCCCUGCUGCUGAAUCGGCCCCGGGCAGCCACUGUGGUGGCCCGGGGUCCCCUCAAGUGUGUGAAGUUAGACCGGCCUCGUUUUGAGCGAGUCCUGGGCCCCUGUUCUGAGAUCCUAAAGAGAAACAUCCAGCGUUACAACAGCUUCAUCUCCCUGACUGUCUGAGCUUGUGUUGCACCUGCGCCCUUGGAGGCCUCCUCAUGUGGCCCUGUGACCCAUUUCCUAUGCCAGAGGCCUGGGAGCUGCUGGUUAGUAGCUGAGUGGGGCUGGUGCCUAGCCUGGAGCCUCCCCUUCCUCUGGACUCACUUUUGGAAUAAAUAACCAUCUUGUGCUUUUUAAAAAAUAAAGGGCAAGAGGCAACUGUAUCCCCAGACCAGGGAAGUGACAGCUGGCUCCCCCUGCAGCCUUAUCUUGGGGCCACCUUAUCCCCCUCUCCAAGUCUUCUGGGAAGUCUUGUCUGAUCCCCAUACUUGGUCCUGUGUCCUGCCAGGUCUCAAGAGUGGGGCUGCUGCCACCCUUGUAGCUUUCCCCCAGAGCUGGGAGUUAAUCAGAACACUGUCCCUGGUCCUUGUAAGAUUCUCUGGUCUAGGCCCAGGUGUAAAACAGAUUCUGACAAAUGGAGAUGUCAUCAAAUGAGCAAUCAAGCUGAGAGCAGAAACAGAGGUCGAAAGGCAUUCUUGGUACCUGCCAAAUGUCCCCAACUCUCAGAAGGACCCCUGAGGGACCCAAAUUGAUCCUAGCCUUCUAUCCAGAGACUAAGCUAUGGCCCCCGAAAGUCAGGAGGUGGUGGCUGAGCCCUCUCUACUCUCAGAGCGCUUGGAAAGUCCAUUUCUGGGUAGGCCAGGCACUCUGACCUCAUGUCAGGACAGGCCAAGCCUGUGACCCCUUACUGGCUGGACGCCCAGAUUGGGCAGGAAGUGUGGCCGAUGGCGGGGCUUUCCAAACGUGAUGAGUCUGGGCUGAGUCCCCAUCUCCUGGAGACCAGGAGCCAUGACUCUGUCUACCUGCCUAUUGAAGACUCCAAGGAACAGCAAGGAACUCCAACUUGCUGGUUAAAGUUGUAGGUUUGAGCCCUCCCAGACUCUCUGUGUAAAGCCUGAGUCCCUGUCCCCUGACUCCCAAACACCUCUCACCCGAGUCUCUCUGCUCCCUUACAAGAGGGGAUGAUGUACUGAAACCAGGCUUGACCCCACAUCCCUAAACCAUCCACAGUGGAGUGUGAUAUGAGCCAGCCAGACCCGAGGGCCACAUGAGUGUCCACAACUGCUUAGUGUCCCCUGGGUGACCGGCAUGUCAUGAGACAGUGUGAUCAACCUUUUCUUGCCCUGCUGUGCACGUCUAGGUGACCCUUCCAGCUGACCAUCAGCUCCCCGCUGUGUGGCCCUGGCUAUGUGUGUCUUGCCUGCACUGUGGACUAUCUGUGGAUUCUGUGGCCCUGCUCCUCCGUCCCCUAUUUAUGUCACCAAGUGCUGCAUGAACUAUUAAAUGUGCAAUGAAGAA
Molecule: messenger RNA, 2687 nt
Organism: Mus pahari (shrew mouse)
Lineage: Eukaryota; Metazoa; Chordata; Mammalia; Rodentia; Muridae
Gene: Prkar1b
Product: protein kinase cAMP-dependent type I regulatory subunit beta
Exons: 11
Coding region: 207-1352 (381 amino acids)
Biological process (GO): regulation of protein phosphorylation
Cellular component (GO): cAMP-dependent protein kinase complex
Molecular function (GO): cAMP-dependent protein kinase regulator activity
Source: RefSeq, a predicted model, not a curated record